AUGGUACUCCGUAUACGGCUACAGCGCUUCGGCCAAAAGAAGGUGCCCUUCUAUCACAUCGUCUGCUGCAAGGCCCGCACAGGCAGGCAAUCUAAACCUCUCGAGAAGCUAGGCACCUACAACCCAAUCCCCAAAGACGGCAUCAAAGAUGUCAAUAUCAACUUUGAGCGCGCAAAGUAUUGGAUUGGCGUUGGAGCGCAACCGAGUGAUACGUGUGCGAAGUUACUUGAAAAGGCGGAUUUAUUGAAACGGCCACCG
This is a messenger RNA of Protomyces lactucae-debilis, 258 nucleotides long. Its product is annotated as 30S ribosomal protein S16. Gene Ontology annotation, molecular function: structural constituent of ribosome. The annotation marks the transcript as partial. The record is from RefSeq and is a predicted model, not a curated record. Gene Ontology annotation, cellular component: ribosome; mitochondrial small ribosomal subunit. The transcript has a single exon. Gene Ontology annotation, biological process: mitochondrial translation. NCBI's taxonomy places the organism in Eukaryota, Fungi, Ascomycota, Taphrinomycetes, Taphrinales, Protomycetaceae.